CUGACACUGACUCAGUCACACUGAACUGCAGGGGCAGAGGAGCGGAGGCGACGCGCCGUGUCCGGCUGCAGCGAUCUCUACUCGCAGGGGAAAAUACGGAUUUAAAGUUCGUGGAUUGUGUAUUUGACUCCUGAAUUUGACGUGGGACAAGUUCGGCUCCCCCGUGGGAUAGUUUUUCUACAACUUGCGCGCUUUUGCUUGUGUUACACUUGAGUUUUUUGUACGCGUCUGUCUGUUGAUAUGGACAGGAGAGAGCCCGCUGCAGGGGAAGAAGACACGCCGGUGCAAACCUUCGUCUGAGUGGGGAUUUCAUGAAGCCCUGUCGGCCUUCUUGUGCUUUUUUUCACAGACUUGGAUUUAGAGACGCGGUACCAGGACCUUUGAGUCGUAUUUCUCGUCACACACUCGGUUUUAACGACAACGCUGUGCGCGAAACAUGGAAACAAUAACGCGACAGAGUUUCCAGCCUCACCCGGGACUGCAACAAACUCUCAAACAGUUUCACCUGAGCUCCAUGAGCUCUCUCGGAGGACCGGCCGCUUUCUCGGCCAGAUGGCAACACGAUCUGCUCUUCAAAAAGGAUGGCAAAGACGUCCCGGAGCCCGUGCUGCAUCUCCCCCCCAUGCAGCCUCCUCCGGUGAUGCCCGGGCCGCUCUUCAUCCCGUCCGACCGCUCCACGGAGAGGUGCGAGACGGUCCUGGAGGGCGAGACCAUCUCGUGCUUCGUGGUGGGCGGCGAGAAGCGCCUGUGCCUGCCGCAGAUCCUCAACACAGUGCUGCGGGAUUUCUCGCUCCAGCAGAUCAACUCGGUGUGCGACGAUCUGCACAUUUACUGCUCGCGUUGCACCGCCGACCAGCUGGAGAUCCUGAAGGUGAUGGGGAUCCUGCCGUUCUCCGCGCCGUCCUGCGGGCUCAUCACCAAGACGGACUCGGAGCGCCUGUGUAACGCGCUCAUCUACGGGGGCACGUACCCGCCGCACUCCAAGAAGGAGCUGUACGGCUCCAUUGAGCUGGAACUUACCGAAAAGAGCUUCAAAAUCUAUCACGAGUGCUUCGGGAAGUGUAGGGGUCUUCUGGUCCCGGAGCUCUACACGAAUCCCAACGCGCCCUGCAUACAAUGCAUGGACUGCAGGCUCAUGUACCCGACCCAGAAAUUCGUGGUGCACAGUCACAAAUCGCUGGAGAACAGGACUUGCCAUUGGGGCUUUGACUCGGCAAAUUGGAGGGCGUAUGUGCUCCUGAGCCCGGAUUACACGGGGAAAGAGGAGAAAGCGCGUCUGGAGCAGCUCCUGGAUGACAUUAAGGAGAAAUUUGACUUCGCCAAUAAAUACAAGCGGAAAGCAUCACGGGUGAGCCAGUUUGUUGCAUUUUACGCUGCAUCCUCUGCUCUAGUGCAGGGAGAACUGAUUAAGUUUUGUUGUAGUGCUGGACUGCAUGUGUCAGACGUCUAUGACAAGCCGUUUCAUCCUUUUAAACUAACUAGUGCCUAUUUUGCUGCUUGUUUGACUACUAUUUGAAAGCCAAUUGAGACU
This is a messenger RNA of Rhinichthys klamathensis goyatoka, 1531 nucleotides long. Its product is annotated as ski oncogene-like. The coding region runs from base 437 to 1516 and encodes 359 amino acids. NCBI's taxonomy places the organism in Eukaryota, Metazoa, Chordata, Actinopteri, Cypriniformes, Leuciscidae. The record is from RefSeq and is a predicted model, not a curated record. The transcript has a single exon. Gene Ontology annotation, molecular function: SMAD binding; DNA-binding transcription factor activity, RNA polymerase II-specific; RNA polymerase II cis-regulatory region sequence-specific DNA binding. Gene Ontology annotation, cellular component: nucleus. Gene Ontology annotation, biological process: negative regulation of BMP signaling pathway.